AGUACGCCAUGGAGAACGCUCACACCAAGAGUGUGGAGGAAGUUUACAGUUAUUUCUGCGUCAAUGAGAGCACAGGACUCUCCCUGGACGAAGUGAAACGACAGCGAGAGAAAUGGGGCCCGAACGAAUUACCAGCAGAAGAAGGGAAAUCUUUAUGGGAGCUUGUCCUUGAACAGUUUGAAGACUUACUCGUCCGAAUUCUUCUGCUGGCUGCCUGUAUUUCUUUUGUCCUGGCCUGGUUUGAGGAGGGGGAAGAAACUAUUACUGCCUUUGUGGAACCAUUUGUAAUUUUACUCAUUCUCAUUGCCAAUGCCAUCGUUGGGGUGUGGCAGGAACGUAAUGCGGAAGAUGCAAUUGAGGCGCUGAAGGAGUAUGAGCCUGAGAUGGGAAAAGUGUACCGGCAGGACAGAAAGACAGUCCAGAGGAUCAAGGCCAGAGACAUUGUUCCUGGAGAUAUUGUGGAAGUUGCUGUUGGAGACAAAGUGCCUGCUGAUAUCCGUAUAAGUUCAAUCAAAUCAACAACAUUGAGAGUGGACCAGUCCAUUCUAACUGGAGAGUCUGUUUCUGUCAUCAAACAUACAGACCCCGUGCCUGACCCACGUGCUGUCAAUCAAGACAAGAAGAACAUGUUAUUCUCUGGUACCAACAUUGCUGCCGGGAAGGCCGUGGGUGUGGUGGUGGCCUCGGGUGUUAAUACAGAGAUUGGUAAGAUCCGUGACGAGAUGGCAGCUACUGAGCAGGAGAAGACACCCCUGCAACAGAAGCUGGAUGAGUUUGGUGAACAGCUUUCCAAGGUCAUUUCCCUCAUCUGCAUUGCGGUGUGGAUUAUCAACAUCGGCCAUUUCAAUGACCCUGUGCACGGAGGCUCUUGGAUCCGCGGAGCUGUCUACUACUUCAAGAUUGCGGUGGCGCUAGCCGUGGCCGCCAUCCCCGAAGGUUUGCCUGCUGUCAUUACCACGUGUUUGGCUCUGGGCACCCGCCGCAUGGCCAAGAAGAACGCCAUCGUCCGCAGCUUGCCAUCUGUGGAAACUCUGGGCUGCACCUCUGUCAUUUGUUCUGACAAGACAGGAACUCUGACUACCAAUCAGAUGUCUGUCUGCAGAAUGUUCGUUAUCGACAAAGCCGAAGGUGAGAGCUGCUCUCUGUCUGAGUUUACCAUCACAGGCUCUACUUAUGCACCAGAAGGGGAAGUAUACCAGGAAGGUAAACAAGUGAAAUCCUCUCAGUAUGAUGCUCUGGUGGAACUGGCCACCAUCUGUGCCCUGUGUAAUGACUCGUCGCUGGACUUCAAUGAGGUGAAAGGCGUGUAUGAAAAGGUCGGCGAAGCGACAGAGACUGCAUUGACCUGUCUGGUUGAAAAGAUGAACGUCUUUGACACCCAAAUCCACAACCUGUCCAAGAUUGACAGGGCUAAUGCCUGUAACUCAGUGAUCAAACAACUGAUGAAGAAAGAGUGCACUCUGGAGUUCUCUAGAGACAGGAAGUCCAUGUCUGUUUACUGCACCCCCAAUAAGUCCCGUUCUUCCUUGGGAAAAAUGUUUGUUAAGGGAGCACCAGAGGGCGUUAUCGAGAGAUGCACCCAUGUCAGAGUGGGUAAUAGCAAGGUUCCGUUAAACAAAGCCAUCAAAGAAAAGAUUAUGUCUGUGAUUCGUGAAUACGGGACCGGUCGGGACACGCUGAGAUGUCUGGCUUUGGCCACACGAGACAGCCCGCCCAAGAUGGACGACAUGAUUUUGUCCGAGCCCUCCAAAUUCUCUGAAUAUGAGUCGGACCUGACCUUUGUGGGCUGCGUCGGCAUGCUGGACCCUCCAAGAGAAGAGGUGGCGGCGUCCAUCAAGCUGUGCCGCCAGGCUGGCAUCCGCGUCAUCAUGAUCACUGGGGACAACAAGGGCACAGCCGUGGCUAUCUGCCGCCGGAUUGGUAUCUUCUCAGAGGAUGAAGACGUGGAGCAGAUGGCCUUCACCGGACGAGAGUUUGACGACCUGGAGCCCAAUAAACAGCGUGAGGCCGUCACCCACGCGCGCUGCUUUGCACGCGUGGAGCCUUCGCACAAGUCCAAGAUUGUCGAGUUCCUGCAAGGAUUUGGUGAGAUCACAGCUAUGACUGGAGAUGGUGUGAACGAUGCUCCUGCCUUAAAGAAGGCGGAGAUAGGCAUCUCCAUGGGCUCUGGCACUGCCGUGGCCAAGUCAGCCUCUGAGAUGGUCCUAGCCGAUGACAACUUCUCUUCUAUUGUGGCUGCUGUUGAGGAAGGCCGCGCCAUCUACAACAACAUGAAGCAGUUCAUCAGAUACUUGAUAUCCUCCAAUGUAGGAGAGGUCGUCUGUAUCUUCCUUACUGCAGCACUGGGCUUUCCCGAGGCACUAAUCCCAGUUCAGUUGCUGUGGGUCAACCUGGUGACCGACGGUCUCCCCGCGACCGCCCUCGGCUUCAACCCUCCGGACCUCGACAUCAUGGAGAAGCUUCCCCGCAAUGCUAAAGAGCCGCUCAUUUCUGGAUGGCUCUUCUUCCGAUAUCUGGCCAUUGGCGGCUACGUUGGCGCCGCCACGGUGGGAGCCGCGGCUUGGUGGUUCACGCUCUCGGAAGAUGGACCUCAGGUCACGCUGUAUCAGCUGAGUCACUUCCUCCAGUGCACCCCAGACAACCCGGACUUUGACAACCUGGACUGCGAGGUGUUUGAGUCGCCCUACCCCAUGACCAUGGCACUCUCUGUCCUUGUCACCAUCGAGAUGUGCAACGCUCUCAAUAGUCUGUCAGAGAACCAGUCCCUGCUGCGGAUGCCCCCUUGGGAAAACAUUUGGCUGCUGGGUGCUAUCUGCCUCUCCAUGUCUCUGCACUUCCUAAUCCUUUAUGUGGAACCUCUGCCAGUCAUCUUCCAGAUCACCCCUCUGGAUGCCACCCAGUGGUUGAUGGUGCUGAAGAUCUCUGUGCCAGUUAUUCUGCUGGACGAGCUGCUGAAGUUUACAGCCAGGCAUCACUUGGACUUGGGUAAACAGUUGGAGAAACCGGUGGCGGGUCACAAAGGGCGACGCGCUCUCUCCGCAUGGGCCGAGGGCAUCUCGUGGCCCUUUGUGGCCAUCUCGCUGCCUCUGGUGCUGUGGAUCUACAGCACUGACACUAACGUGGCUGCCGUGUUGUGGCCCUGACUGACCUCCCGGGCACCGCUGUGAAGUGGACAUUAACGUGCACAUAUCUAACAAAGAAACAUUAACUUCCAGUCUACACUUGCUCCUGGUCUGAUAAAAAGACCCAUCUUUGAUGUUUAGGACAUUUUUAGCAAUGCAUUUCUGUGGUGGGGUGGGGUGGGGUAGGGGGGGGGCUGCAAUCACAGUUCCGUAACCCAGGUUUUUAUAUGUAUUAUUACUACACUGGUCAACAGCAAACUUUAAUCAAAGAUGGGUUUUAUCAAAACAUAUCUUUGAGGCUGAUUUCAAAAAUCUCUUUUCUUCUAGCACAUCAUCUUUUUGACAUCAUUCCAUUGUUUUGUUUUUAGGUUUGACUUAUACAGAUUUUAACAUGUAUUGUAAUUGGAAUAGCUAAGCUGUUUCAGGAAAAAAAAAUCCAACUGUUGCCGAGCCUAACUCAAUUCAUAGCUAUACUAGAGUGGCUUUGGUAUUGGGACACAAUUGUGAAGUGGAAUGAAAUUCGUAUGACAUUUUAAAGUUCUUCUUCAACAAGUUCAAUUUUGGUCUAAUCUGACCAGACCAGUCGUUUCUUCCAGGCCUAGCUUUGCAAACUGCAAGUGCAACUUUUUCAGGGUGUCUUUCAAAAAUGGCUUUUCUCUUGCCACACUUCCAUAAAGGAUAGCUGUGUGCAGUCCAAGUAAAUGUUUUCCUAUGGACAGAGUCCUCCACUCAAGUCCUGCACGUCACCCAGAGGGUUGAUGGGGUCCAUUUUGGUGGCAUCGCUGAUCUGUGCUCUCCUUCUAUAAACUGAAGGAAAAGGGACGACGGCCCGGUGUGAGUUAAGUUUGAGGCAGUCUCUCUAUUCAAUACAAUUGAUCAAACAGUCCACCGGCAGAUGUUUAAAUCUUGUGAACACUUUUCAUAUCUUAAUCCUGCUUUGAACCUCGCCACAACUUUACCCCGGACCUGCAUCGUGGGUUCCUUGAGCUUCAUGGUGCUGUUUGCUUCCAUAUGUUCUUUUAACAGCCUUCCGGGUCCAUCACAGAUCACGUUUAUCUAUGGUGAGACAAGAUUACACAUAGGUGAACUAUUAAUGUAUAAUCAUCAGUCAUAUGUAUAUGUCAACAGUGGAUCGUUCCGAAAUCAUUAGAGAACUUCUGAAGUCAGUUGACUGCGCUGACAGUAAAGGAUGUUGAAUGCUCCAAUUAACAGUUUUUUCCCCCCCAUCCAUUUUCGGAAAUGUUUUUGUCCUCAUGAGGGUUGAGGGCGUGCUGGAGCGUAGCCCGUCUAACUUCGGGCAGUCGGCGGGGCAACCGGUUGCCAGCCAAUCGCAAGGCACACAGACACAAACAACCAUCCGCACUCAUACCAAGAGGCAAUUUGGAGUGCUCAAUUGGCUUUUGGGAAGUGGGAGGAAAACCCAAGCAGGCAUUUGGAGAACAUGCAAACUCCACACAAGGAGGGCCGGAAGUGUAACCAAACCCGCACCUUCUGAACUGUGAGAUGAAUGUGCUAACCAGUGUGCCGCCGGUUUUUGGUUGUAAGAAAAAAAACUAAAGUUUGAAAUACUGUGAUUUAAUUUUUUCCCACUUCAUGAGUGCAUCACACUUGGUGUUGAUUAUUCACCCAUCUUUUUCUUUCUUUUUUUUUUUAACUUUUUCAGUUUUUAUAGGUUUUGUUUGAAGCCUGAUGUGUCAAAAAGUUCAGUUAAUAUUUUGUCUUUUAUAUCUGCAACUGGCUGGCAACCAGUUCAGGGUGUCCCCCACCUACUGCCCAAAGUCAGCUGGGAUGGGCUCCAGCAUGCCCGCAACCCUGGUGAGGAUGAAGUGGUUCAGAGAAUGGAUAGAUGUCUUCUAUAUUUUUUUCUUUUAAAAAUCUGUGCUAGAGGAGAAAAAACAAGUAUUAGACUAGGAUUCAGCACAAAAAACAAUCUAGCAAAGUUUACUAGCAUCUCUGAUUAAAAAAAAAAAGUUGACCAGUGUUAUGAUUCUGCAUGUGUUUUGAUCUAAAGAGAGAAUUUACAACUUUUAUAAACAUGGGUCAUUUGUCUUUUUGGGUCUCCGGGGACAAGAAGAAUGCUAAUUUAGGACUUAGGUGUCUGCGUUUCUUAUUUUCUGCAUUAGGCAAAGCACAGCUACCUCACCGCUGUUCUAGAACCUUUACAACUCAUAUUUGUCUCCACGACCAACACAUGGUUUGAAGCACCCAAAGCCUUCAUACACACUUUCUUUUCAUUUUAGUGAAGUGAUGACUUUCUGUUUAUUUCAUUUGUUGAUUAUUUUGAAAUAUAUAUAUAUAUAUGUAAAAUGUGCACAUACUGUACUUGAAAACACUGUAUAUGUUGCAUCACAUGAACAGCUUGGUUUUCACCUGUGGGCCCGAUGUGUGUACUGUAUAUGUACAUAGCAUACAAAGUAGAACCUCUAGAUUUUAUUGUUGCUGUUCAAAUAUUUGACGCGAGUGCUUUUUGCCACCGAGUGCCGUUCAGCUUGUCUUUCAAGGCCUUCUGUGCGUUUCGAUGCAGCGUGAUUACACUUUGAUCUGCAUGCCAGUCAGCACUUACCAAUUUUUUGCUCUUUGUGCUUAUACAACAGCUUCUCAAGAUUUGAUGAAUAAGCUUUUCAAACCAUGGUAUCAACACUACUUGAGUUGAAUCAGGCAGUGAGCAUGCGGGGUUACUUCAAAUUGCCUCUUGGUUGCAAAUUGCAGUGGCUGUUCAGAUGGUUGACAUUUUAAACUGGCACAGAAUGUAUUUGUUGGAAAGUGGGCAGACUUGACAGUCUCUCCCACCCCAUAACAAAUGGCGUGUUAUUCUGCUUUCUAACUUUCACUCAAAGUAAUCCUUAACAGUGCAGCUCGUCUUGUAUGCUGUAAUGUACAUUCAAAUACGUUUGACACACUGGAAUGGAAAGUGGAUACAUUUGACUAAGCAGUAUAUGAUUUUAAUGGUUCUCCUCCCUCUCUUUUCUUUUCCCAGCGAAGGCCGUAUAGGCUCAACCCGUCUCCAAAUUCCUCGCCUUUGUUUAGUGUUGUGCAUGUGUUUUGGACAGCACACUUAAAGUUGAAGAGCUGCAUGUCCAGAAAAGUUAAGAGAAGACAACGCAGCUUGUUCGUUUGUUUCGACAGAAUGGCCAUCAAUCCAAUUCCUCAUCGCUCCUUCCACCCUUGUGCAUGAAGAGCCGAGAAUGACAACAGCUCUCAUUCAUGCCAGGCUUUAUCUGAAGAUCUUAGUACUGUUGUGUACGUUCAGUUGCAUAAUAUUCCUUGGUGCAUGUCCGCUACAGCUGCUGACUUGUGUAAUAGAUUGUCAAGAACUGCUUAAAGGUUACUUACCCGAUACAAGUGUUAGAUAAGCUCAAAAACAGUUGAUUUUUUUUCCUAAGGAAAUGCUUUUAUGGGAUGAUUACAAAUCAAAGCUAUUUGGAGCGGAUGUAGUGAUGUACAACAGGAGCAUCGGCAAGUCAGUCAUUUUGCUUCUGUACCGGUUUUUGUCAAAUUGUUCAAUUUGUCACAUGACCUUUGGAUUCAGGUAAAUAAAAAUAGAUUUAAUGAAUGCUCUAA
This is a messenger RNA of Syngnathus typhle (broad-nosed pipefish), 6683 nucleotides long. RefSeq names its product sarcoplasmic/endoplasmic reticulum calcium ATPase 2-like. Gene Ontology annotation, molecular function: ATP hydrolysis activity; ATP binding; P-type calcium transporter activity. Gene Ontology annotation, biological process: calcium ion transmembrane transport; intracellular calcium ion homeostasis. Lineage: Eukaryota; Metazoa; Chordata; Actinopteri; Syngnathiformes; Syngnathidae. Bases 9 to 3143 code for a protein of 1044 amino acids. Gene Ontology annotation, cellular component: membrane. The transcript is spliced from 20 exons. The record is from RefSeq and is a predicted model, not a curated record.